GAUCUGGCUUGGGAGGGAGACAGGAAAUCUGGCUGACAGUCUUACGUUUACUGCCUUUCUCUCAGACCUUGUCCACCUCUGACUGUGGCUUCCUAGCAGGAACAGAUGGACAUGGCCUGGCAGGGGACACAGUUGUUGCUUGUGGCUUUGGUGGCUGCUGCAUGGGGUGGCCAGCCCAGGACUCCACGGGCCAGGACGGACCUGCUCAACGUCUGCAUGGACGCCAAGCACCACAAGACAAAGCCAGGCCCUGAGGACAAGCUGCAUGACCAGUGCAGUCCCUGGAAGAAGAACGCCUGCUGCUCGGUCAGCACCAGCCGGGAGCUGCACAAGGACACCUCGCUGCUGUAUAACUUUACCUGGGAUCACUGCGGCAAGAUGGAGCCCGCCUGCAAGCGCCACUUCAUCCAGGACACCUGCCUCUAUGAGUGCUCCCCCAACCUGGGGCCCUGGAUCCAGCAGGUGGACCAGAGCUGGCGCAAAGAGCGGAUCCUGGAUGUGCCCCUGUGCAAAGAGGACUGUGAGCGCUGGUGGGAAGACUGCCGCACUUCCUACACCUGCAAGAGCAACUGGCAUAAGGGCUGGAACUGGACCUCAGGGUACAACCAGUGCCCAGUGGAAGCUGCCUGCCACCCCUUCGAUUUCUACUUCCCCACGCCCACUGCUCUGUGCAAUGACAUCUGGACUCAAUCCUACAAAGUCAGCAACUACAGCCGAGGGAGCGGCCGCUGCAUCCAGAUGUGGUUCGACCCGGCCCAGGGCAACCCCAACGAGGAGGUGGCGAGGUUCUAUGCUGAGGCCAUGGCAGCCGGGGCCGUGCCCCAUGGGACUGGGCCUCUCCUGCUCAGCCUGGCCCUGAUGCUGCUCUGGCUGCUCAGCUGAGCUCCUUUUACCUUCUGAUACCUGGACAUCCCUGCCUGUCCAGCCCCACAGCUCCCAGCUAUUCCGUCUCUGCUCUGUGGUGGGGCCUCAGACCCACAGUUUGAAUAAACCAGACACGCCAGA
This is a messenger RNA of Ceratotherium simum simum (southern white rhinoceros), 1005 nucleotides long. The record is from RefSeq and is a predicted model, not a curated record. NCBI's taxonomy places the organism in Eukaryota, Metazoa, Chordata, Mammalia, Perissodactyla, Rhinocerotidae.